Molecule: messenger RNA, 445 nt
Organism: Lactuca sativa (garden lettuce)
Lineage: Eukaryota; Viridiplantae; Streptophyta; Magnoliopsida; Asterales; Asteraceae
Product: histone H4
Cellular component (GO): nucleosome
Molecular function (GO): DNA binding; structural constituent of chromatin; protein heterodimerization activity
Source: RefSeq, a predicted model, not a curated record
UCAAACGCAAACAAAAACCAAAACCAGAGAAAUUUCUGUCUACGAGAUGUCAGGAAGAGGAAAAGGAGGCAAGGGAUUGGGAAAGGGAGGAGCAAAACGACAUCGUAAGGUUCUCCGGGACAAUAUUCAAGGCAUCACCAAGCCGGCGAUCCGUCGUCUGGCUAGACGAGGAGGUGUUAAGCGUAUCAGUGGUUUAAUCUACGAGGAGACGCGUGGAGUUUUGAAGAUCUUUCUUGAGAACGUCAUCCGUGACGCCGUCACAUACACCGAACAUGCUCGCCGGAAAACUGUUACCGCCAUGGAUGUCGUUUAUGCUUUGAAGCGCCAGGGUCGUACUCUCUACGGGUUUGGUGGUUAGAUGGAAUUUUUGGAUUUAUGAAGUUAUAAUUUAUGUAACUAAAUCUCUUAGUAUAAUAUCAGUUAAUGAGCACUUCAUUUUCUUGAA